Messenger RNA from Teleopsis dalmanni, 3505 nucleotides. RefSeq names its product tyrosine-protein kinase-like otk. Bases 322 to 3453 code for a protein of 1043 amino acids. NCBI's taxonomy places the organism in Eukaryota, Metazoa, Arthropoda, Insecta, Diptera, Diopsidae. Gene Ontology annotation, biological process: positive regulation of kinase activity; protein phosphorylation; cell surface receptor protein tyrosine kinase signaling pathway. The record is from RefSeq and is a predicted model, not a curated record. The transcript has 9 exons. Gene Ontology annotation, molecular function: ATP binding; transmembrane receptor protein tyrosine kinase activity. Gene Ontology annotation, cellular component: signaling receptor complex.
AAGUCAGAUUUAAAAAAGAAAUUCUAAAAACUCUGAAUUAAGUUCAAAACCGAAACAAAAAGCAAGCUAAAAUGGAGUCCAUUGCCACAUAAAAUAAGUAAUAAGCAAGUUCAAGCUUUUUUUUUCAAUUCUGGUGCAUUUGUGCUGUGCUAUGGCUUUGUCUUCUUUUUUGUGACUCCAUUGUUUUGAUUAAUACUCUACACAUUCAUAAAACUAACUACACAUAAAAACAUCGAAUAAAAUAGAUGAAGGACUAAAUAAUUGCACGUUUAAUUUGAUAUCAUUAUUUCAUCAAUUCAUCAUUUGCAUUUAAGCUUCAACAUGUAUUCGAAAUCAAAAAUUAUAUUUGCAAUAAGUGUGCUACAUUUUUGUGCUAUUCAGUUCGUGAAAGCAGAAUAUUCAGAGUUUGUCACACUGCCACAAAGCCAAACUGUUGUUGAAGGGGAUUCAGUGAUAUUUACAUGUCGGGCAUCGCCAGAAAACGAUCUUAAAUAUUCUUGGACAUUUAAUGGACUACUUCUUCACAACUCAACAAAAAUUAAACAGAUUAACUCUAAUUUAAUUAUUGAAAGAGUAAAUAAAAGUAACGAUGCGGGUGACUACGUCUGCAUAGCGACCAACACAGGCAGUGGAGCUCGGCAGGCUUCACCUCCAGCUCACCUGAAAAUAAAUGUCAGAGAAAUUGCCUUUGUACAUCUGGUUUAUAGUAAAAUAGACGAAAUUGUACUUGAAUGUCGUGUGGACUGCUCCCACGACAACAGUAAUCUCAAAAUUGAAUGGUUUCAUAACAACGAUAAGUUAAGCUACUCAAAAAAUAUUGAAUUAAUAAAAAAUCGUCUUUAUCUACGUAAUAUAAGCAUCAAAGAUAAUGGAUCCUACCGUUGUACUGCCAAUAACCAAUUGUGUCAUAUUAACAGUAAAAAUGGAUACAAAUUAAAUCUAGCUGAUUUGAAACCUAUGGCCGGUCAUAUUGGUUCCAAUUGUAUACCACGCAUAAAAAAGACGAAGGGUUUUUCCAAUUCCUAUAAUCAUACAUUUUUAUGUCGUGGAAAACGCGGUGGAGCUAGCAGUAACACACCAAUUCUUAGGGAAAUGAAUCAAAUCAUAGAACAACCGCAAGAGAAAUUUGUUAUAAAAGAGAAUGAGCAAGCAGAACUACACUGUUCGUAUAAAGCUAAUGAUAAUUAUUUAAAAGCGGAUAAAUUUAUACAGUUGCGUUGGCGUAAAGAUGGAAAAAUUAUUCGUCAAAUUGAUCUUAUUCAAAAUCUUAUAGCUACAGUAGAACCUAAUAAGGAUUUAAUGUUGAGAGAAGAUGUGCGUAUUAUAUUUCAUCGAGAAAACGGCUCACUGACAUUUAAUGGCGUAAUAGCAAGUGAUGCUGGUCUCUAUUCAUGCGAAAUGUAUAUUGAGGGCGAAGAUGCUGCUCUUCUUAAUACCGCUGAAUUACAAAUUAUAGAACAACUCAAGUUUAUGCCGCAACCAACAACAUCUAAAAACUUAGAACUUGGCUUAGUAGGCAAGGUACAUUGCAAAGCUCAGGGUACUCCACCUCCACGUAUUAGAUGGUUGAAAGAUGUAAAUGAAACACUCUCUUCUGACACAAUUGAAGACAUUAAUGGAACUUUAAUAUUUAAAAAUGUCACCGCUAUGCAUAAAGGAAAUUACACCUGUAUUGCUAGUAAUAGCCAAGGACAAAUAAAUGCAACGGUCAGUGUAAAUGUUGUUGUUGCACCUAAAUUUCUUGUUGCACCGGAGGGACCAAUAGAAACGGAAGAAAAGGGUAUAGUGGUAUUUCACUGUCAGGCAAUUGGUGAUCCAAAACCUACCAUUCAAUGGGACAAAGACUUGCAAUAUUUAAGCGAAAAUAAUACAGACAUAAACAGAUUUUAUUUCCUAGAAAAUGGAACAUUAGAAAUACGCGAUGUACAACCUGACGAUGAAGGAAAUUAUGGUUGCACUAUUGGCAAUAGUGCCGGUUUAAAAAGGGAAGAAGUGAAAUUUGUUGUAAAAUCUGUUGAUAAUUAUUUAGUGGAUGGUGAAUCGAAUGAAGGUUUUCUUAUAACACGAGCCGUAAUGAUUACUAUGACAGUAGCUUUGGCUUAUAUUGUUCUUGUGGUUGGUUUAAUGAUUUGGUGUCGAUAUAGAAGACAAGCUCGUAAAGCUCGCUUAGAGGAAGCAAAUAAAGAAAAUUCAGAAACAGGUGAACAUAGUAAAAUAGCUGAAAAUGAACCAUGUCUCACAGAAAGUAAUUCCAUGAAAAAUCAAACACCGUUAAAGACCAAAAAAGUGAAUGGUAAUAAACACCCACGUAACAGCGGUAAUGAUCCGCAAAAAUCAGAUGAUACGGCAUGCAGUAAUCAUUCUAAAGGUUCAAAAUUUUCUCAUGCUUUUGAUCAGUUAACGCUUCCACGAACAGAUAUAACUGAACUUAUACAAAUUGGACGCGGCGAAUUUGGAGAUAUUUUUGUUGGUAAAAUUAAAGAAAGCAUUAUUAAGGAAAGAGAUGAUUUCGAAAGUGAUAGCAAGAAGAAAAAUGGAUACGAGAAUAUUAAUCAAAUAACAUCUGGCAAUACAAGCACCAAUCUUAAUUUUGCAGAUGAACGUCGAUCAAAAACCUCUAUGGAUAAUAUUGAAGAAAUCAAAGAGGAACAAGAAAGCGGCAAUGGAGAUACAAAAGCUGCAAAUGAUAAUCACAGAUUAAUAUUGGUGAAAGCUUUAAAUAAAGUAAAAGAUGAAUAUGCUUGUCAAGAAUUUAAGCGACAAAUAGAAAUGUUUCGAGCUAUAAGUCAUAAAGGUGUAGUUCGGUUGUAUGGAGUUUGUAGGGAAAAGGAUCCACAUUAUAUAGUUCUAGAAUAUACAGACUGGGGCGAUCUGAAACAAUUUCUUUUAGCCACAGCAGGCAAAGUAAACACAUCUGUAAACUCAGUGUCACCACCGCCGCUUAAAACUGGACAAAUAUUAGCUGUUGCUUAUCAAAUUGCUCGUGGAAUGGAUGCUAUUUACAGAUCUAGAUUUAUACACAAGGACUUAGCCACAAGAAACUGUGUGAUUUCAAGUGACUUUAUUGUGAAGGUUUCUUAUCCGGCGCUUUGCAAAGAUAAAUAUAGUCGUGAAUAUUUCAAACAUCGCAACACUUUGUUACCCAUACGUUGGCUUGCCCCUGAAUGUAUAGAUGAAGAUGAAUAUACUACAAAAAGUGAUAUCUUUGCUUUUGGAGUAAUGGUGUGGGAAUUAUUUAAUCAAGCAACUAAAAUUCCAUUUGAAGAUUUAUCUAAUGAAGAAAUAAUACAACGAAGUAAAUGUAAUCAAUUAGAUUGGACAGUGGCAGACGGAACUCCUGAUUCACUUAAAGAAAUACUCAAAUCAUGUUGGAAUGUCAACCCAAAAGAUCGUCCAUCAUUCAGUCAAAUAUGCGCAUCACUCAGCAAAACAAUGCAAAAUAGUGAUAAAUAAUUCAAUUGUUCAAGCAUUUUAUCACAUAUUUUUAUAUAUAUUGUUACUCGAA